GCUACCAGAGCGCCAACUUCGGUAAAAGACAUCAAUGGGCACGUUUUCAUCAAAGCGUUGUCGCAGUUCUUGAAGAAGACCGGGAAGGUUAAGCAGCCAGAGUGGUCUGAUCUUGUGAAACUGAGUUCGGCAAAUGAGCUCGCACCUUAUGAUCCCGACUGGUUUUACGUCAGGUGUGCGGCGAUCUUGCGCCAUUUAUACAUUCGUCCCACCGGAAUGCUUGGUCUUCGUCGGAUUUUUUCUCGUAAGAAGAGAAACGGCGUAAAGCCUUCCCAUCGUGUCCUGGCCCACUCAAGUGUUAUCCGGAAGGCGCUUCAGCAAAUGGAAGCACUUGGGCUUUGUACGAAAGUCGAGUCCGGGUGA
Echinostoma caproni is the source of this 363-nucleotide messenger RNA. Lineage: Eukaryota; Metazoa; Platyhelminthes; Trematoda; Plagiorchiida; Echinostomatidae. The record is from the annotation of a GenBank genome assembly.